AGAAAUCAUAUAGUGAAAAACAUUGGAAAGAAGCUAUAUGCUCUUCAGGCGGACAAAAGCACAAAGCUCAGUAAGUUAGUGAUCUUACACAUUCAGAAAUGUGUGAAGUAUAUUCUAGCAAAGAAUCAAGGUGAUCCAAAGGGACUAGAAGAAAAUCUGAAAGCUUUAGUACCUCAUCAAUUCGCAGACCAUACAAUGUGCCAGCCUCGAUGGUGUGGGUACAAGCGUGACCGCAGUGUUAAAUACUCACACAGAAGCCUGCCCUACAAAGGACCGCUUAAGGACGACCACCUUAGAUCUCAGCUAGAAAAACUGUUUGAACCAGUUGUGAUGAAGGCUCCCCAGCUCGCAGACCUAGGUUCGAGUCAGCAGUGCGAGCACGCCAACAGAGAGGUCACCAUGAGGGCUCCAAAGUCCCUUCAUUAUGGGAAUUCAGAAUCUUUGGAUUUUAGAGUGAAGGCCACAGCAGCAUUCAUCAAUGAAGGGCGUCACUACAUUUCAAAGCUGUUCCAGUUCAGCACUGUUAUUAUUCAAGGAACAAGAUGUUGACAGGUGAUGAU
Messenger RNA from Ruditapes philippinarum (Manila clam), 560 nucleotides. RefSeq lists its product as uncharacterized. Lineage: Eukaryota; Metazoa; Mollusca; Bivalvia; Venerida; Veneridae. The record is from RefSeq and is a predicted model, not a curated record. The coding region runs from base 196 to 549 and encodes 117 amino acids. The transcript has 2 exons.